Messenger RNA from Nerophis lumbriciformis (worm pipefish), 1308 nucleotides. The record is from RefSeq and is a predicted model, not a curated record. Lineage: Eukaryota; Metazoa; Chordata; Actinopteri; Syngnathiformes; Syngnathidae.
AUGAAGGCCAUGGAGCUGAAAGUCUGGGUGGACGGCGUACAGCGCAUCGUGUGCGGCGUUACAGAGUUCACCACCUGCCAAGAAGUGGUCAUCGCGCUCGCUCAAGCCAUCGGUCGCACAGGCAGAUACACCUUAAUUGAGAAAUGGAGGGAAACGGAGCGCCAUCUCGCGCCCCAGGAGAAUCCCGUGGUGUCGCUCAACAAAUGGGGCCAGUACGCCAGUGACGUGCAGCUUAUCCUCCAGCGGACCGGCCCGUCCGUUAGCGAGCGCCCCCCGCCGGACGGGCUGGCCCGCGGGUCGGAGCGAGCUUUCUACCGCCAGAGCUUACCCCCACUGGCCAAGCUGCGCCCCUCGGGGGCCGAUCGUUCGCUCAAGCGAAGGGAGCCAAAACGCAAGUCUCUGACUUUCAGCGGAGGGGCGAGAGGUCUGCGGGAGAUCUUUGGGAAAAACAGAGAUGCCGAAGGUACUAACACCCAGCAGCGCGGCGUAAGCUUGAACCUCAGCCGGGUAAUCAGGGGCGAAAGCGGUGGCGGGUCAUCCUCGGUGCCGAGCAGUCCGGCGCGAGAGCUGGGGCGACUGGUCCGUCUGCAGAGAGACAAACUGCAGGUUCUGGAAAGCCGUCUUCUGUGCUGCGAGGCCGAGCUGCGGGAAUGGGAGGAGGCCAGCGAGGAAGGAUGCCUGGAAGAGGAGCUUCUGCUCUUGGAGCAGCAGGUGAGAAGGAACGACGCCGAGAUGGACGAGGAGGAAUUCUGGCAGAACGAGCUGCUCAUCGAGCAGGAGAGCGAGCGGCAACUUCGGCAACAGCUGGCCGAGCUGCAGGCCCGGGUGCGCGACUGCGAGGCUAAGCUUUCCGAAUACUUAGCGCGCAUUCAGAGCAUGGAGGGUGGCCUCCAGCAAGAGCGUCUGCUGCAGGACGAUGAACUCAGUCACGUGAUCAAUGAAGAGGAGGUGGAGGCCCAACUGGAGAAAGUGACAACAGAGCUGGACUUGCAGAGCCAGCACACGGCUCGCUUGGAGAGCGGCUGCAGGGCGUUGGAACGCUCGCUCGGCCAGUCCGGCAAAAGACUUCAGGAGAAAGAGCAGGAGCUGGAGCAGCUGACUAAAGAGCUUCGGCAGGUCAACCUGCAGCAGUUCAUUCAGCAGACGGGCACCAAGGUCACCGUGCUGCCGGCACAGCCAACGACUGAGGACGACGACAACAACAAUGAGGAAGAUUGUGGAUCUCUGCGACGCCUCUUACCCAGCAAUCUUCACUCCCUGCAAAGCAGCACUUCAUCUGGUCUUAACCCGGAAGGCAUCUACGUUUAA